Molecule: messenger RNA, 1105 nt
Organism: Rhagoletis zephyria (snowberry fruit fly)
Lineage: Eukaryota; Metazoa; Arthropoda; Insecta; Diptera; Tephritidae
Product: ethanolamine kinase-like
Biological process (GO): phosphatidylethanolamine biosynthetic process
Cellular component (GO): cytoplasm
Molecular function (GO): ethanolamine kinase activity
Source: RefSeq, a predicted model, not a curated record
AUGACGAGUAAUUUUUGUUUUCUUCUCUCUUUUUUUUAAUUCUAGAAAUUUACCGAUGGCAUCACAAAUAAGCUUGUCGGCUGUUUCUACAAUCCUCCACUAUCCACAACAAACAAUAAUGGCGAUGAUAUUGAAAACGGCAGCUCAAAUGGCAACAAUAAUACACCCACUUCCCCGACUGCACCAACAUCGACGCUGGUCGAUGACAACAACGACUCGGGCAAUAUCAGCGAUACGGACACGCUGGAUUCAGAGGUGACCACGUCAAGUGCUGGCGAAGCAGCUAGCCCCCCACAGGCAACUAAUAUCAAUACAAAAGAUGAAAACUAUAGCAACGUAGCACUGGUGCGUGUCUAUGGUAAUAAAACGGACCUGCUGAUCGAUCGUAAAGCCGAGACACGCAACAUACAGCUGUUGCACACGUACGGUUUUGCCCCUACACUUUUCGCAACAUUCAAAAAUGGACUGGUUUACGAUUUUGUACCUGGUGUAACAUUGAAGCCGACAAGUGUACUGGAGCCAAAUGUUUGGCGUUUAGUGGCAACACGCAUGGCGGAGAUGCAUCGCCGUGUGAAGGUCAAAGAAGUGGCGACAGCUGGUGGUGGCGGUGGUGGUGAAGGUGCUGGUGCUGGUAAACCCCUUGUACCAAUGUUGUGGCGUAAAGUGCAGAGCUUCUUUGAUUUGGUACCUGAACGUUUUAGUGAUGCUGAUAAACAAAAAAGGCCAUCCCAACCCCAAGAAUGUUUAGAAAUCAAUGAAGGACUUGGAUGGGGGCGGCGAUGGCGAUGGCGAUGGCGACGCGACGACAAUGGCGGCGGCGACGGCGACGGUAAAUGUCUAAGAUCGUUUAGGCUGCGACUGCAGAUACGGCGGCUACGGCUGGGACGUCUGUGGUGGCAAAAGUGGACAAUACGGACGAAGAUUUUGGGCGGACAUACGGAAGUGUUACGGUGAGAGAUCCAGCGGGAUAUUGCGUAUUGAUGAGUGCUACAUCGAUGGCAAUUUCGUCGCUUGGGACGAUGGUGUGCGAAGUGGUAACGCUUCGUGUGCUCUCGUCAAAAAGUAGAUACUUGCAUUCGUGUACGUGCUCAUACCGAUGCGCGAU